AUGAAGAUCGCCCUGUGCAAGAAACAGCCCAAAAAGACUCCCAAAUCCCUCGACGACUCCGUGUACUGGAAGAGAUUCGCCAACAAGAGGAGCGGACUCUCUGCAGCGACUCCUUCUGCGUGGCCGAUGGGGUCCCUUGUGCCCGAGUACGAGGACGAGGAGGAGCAGGAGGUGCAGAUCGAGCUGACGUCGACCUUCAGCCAAGUGACGGGCGAGGUGCGCUACAACUUCGUCAGCAGAGCCUUCGAGCAGGUGGUGGAGCGCGACUCCCUGCUGAGCCUGCUGGAGCUCCCGUCGAAGGUGCUGCGGAAGGACGAGGCGAGGAGGGGCGUGGCCAGGCUCUAUAGGCCUACCUCGCCGAGUCCGUUGGACGUCGCCCUCCAGACCGACCCGCCUCCGAGUACGAGGUUCGGCUCCUCCGUCAACCCCUACGCCGUGUACCUCGCCUACGACCAGGACCAGAGAUCUAAGAAAAUUAUCUUUAUCAAUACCAAGGCAAUUAUAAAUGUCGACGUAAAGAAGAAAACCAUAAGUGCGCUGCCCAAGACGAGACACCCCGAGCCGCUGGACCUGCCGGGGUUGCCAAGAGUCGCCAAGGUGCUGGAGAGGAUGGUCGCGCAAAAUAUUUAUGAUGACAUCGCUCAAGACUUCAAGUUCUGGGAGGACGCGAGCGACGAGUACCACCCCCUCGAGGGCUCGCUGCUCCCCCUCUGGAAGUUCAAGUACGAGCAUUCCAAGUCCCUGCUCGUGUCUGACAUCUGCUGGAGUCCCGUCUAUGCUGACCUCUUCGCCAUCUCGUACGUGUCUUCAGGAGUGGACGGCGGAGGAGAGGAGAUGGGCGGGAUGCUGUGUCUCUACACCCUCAAGAGUCCCUCCACGCCCGAACGAGUCUUCCACACGCCCUUCGGAGUCGUCACGGCCAGGUUCCACCCGCAGGUGAGAUGGAUCCGCACGCAGCCGGGGGAGGAACUCUGCUUCUUCUCCGUCUCCCUGGACGGCCGCGUGACGCAGUGGCACCUCCACUCCGCCGGCCUGGUCCACAGGGACGUCCUCGACUUCGCCUCCUGCAGACAGCCCACCAAGCUGCACUCCUCGUCGGAUAAGGUGGUGUUGGAAGGCAGCGUUAGCUCUAAGAAUCGUUCCUUUAUACCCUGA
This is a messenger RNA of Penaeus vannamei (Pacific white shrimp), 1155 nucleotides long. NCBI's taxonomy places the organism in Eukaryota, Metazoa, Arthropoda, Malacostraca, Decapoda, Penaeidae. The record is from RefSeq and is a predicted model, not a curated record.